Molecule: messenger RNA, 1233 nt
Organism: Leucoraja erinaceus (little skate)
Lineage: Eukaryota; Metazoa; Chordata; Chondrichthyes; Rajiformes; Rajidae
Product: dynactin subunit 6-like
Exons: 7
Coding region: 32-616 (194 amino acids)
Biological process (GO): mitotic spindle organization
Cellular component (GO): dynactin complex
Molecular function (GO): dynein complex binding
Source: RefSeq, a predicted model, not a curated record
CGCGCGCUGGCGGCGAGGAGCGGGCGGCGACAUGGAGGGCGGCUCCGGGCGGUUAAUACAGAAAAGUGUUAAAAUUGCAGCUGGAGCUGUUGUUUGCGUUGAAAGUGAAAUCAGGGGAGAUGUAACUAUUGGUUCUAGGACAGUAGUUCAUCCUAAGGCUCGCAUUAUCGCAGAAGCAGGACCAAUCGUCAUUGGAGAAGGGAACUUGAUUGAAGAACAAGCAUUUAUUAUUAACAGCUAUCCAGAAAAUCUCGUGCCUCAAAAGGAAGAUAUUGAACCUAAAGCUAUGACCAUUGGAACAAACAAUGUAUUUGAAGUUGGGUGUCAUUUUGAAGCUCUGAAGAUUGGAGAUAACAAUGUAAUUGAAUCUAAAGCAUAUAUAGGUAGAAAUGUUAUCCUUACCAGUGGCUGUAUUAUUGGAGCCUGCUGUCAUGUAAAUUCCUGUGAAGUUAUUCCAGAAAAUACAGUUAUCUAUGGGGUUGAUUGUAUGCGAAGAGUCCAGUCAGAAAGGCCACAGCCACAAACGCUGCAGCUUGAUUUCCUUAUGAAGAUCUUGCCUAAUUAUCAUCACCUGAAGAAAACAGUGAAGGGAUGCUCCACCCCAAUAAAAAGCUGAAGAGGACUAGAAUGAGUUCGGCAGAGGCGUUAAUUUAUGUUGGUAGAAUAUUCUCCUAAAAACAGCAGCCCUUGCUGAAGUAGGAGAAACAAUUGCACGGAAAACUUUAUCCUGAAGUGUAUACUGUAUCCUUUGCAUUAAAAUGAAAAUAUAAUUGAUUAAAUCAUAACAAAAUGUUAAAUAUGUAUGCUUUACUCAGUACCUAUUCGGUUUUUUUACACAAUUUAGUUAACCCCAUUCCUUUAAAGUAAUGAUGUACAUAAUAUUGCAGUCUUGUUUUAGACAAAAAGGUAACUUUACAAAGAACAUUACAAAAUAAGUCUUCAGCUUAAAAUUGUAUCAUUUAUAUUAAUUGGAUAAAAUUAGUAAUUCUCCUCCACCCUCCCCGAUCAGUUAUGUUUAUGAAGAAUCAGCUGCUCAAACGCCACAAUUCAACAAAUAUAUUUAACGUUAGUUCCUGGAUUCUAUUUUCAACGGAGUUAUGUUUCUGGUUUAAAUUUGAUCAAGCAAAAAAUCAUUAUCACGACCUAAAAGCAUCCACCCUGAUUAUGAAGAAUGAAAGUACUUACAAUGUAUGAGAUCUACUUCAUAAUAAACUUUGAACACAUUUCAUUGAU